UGUAGGUCGCGUGCGUGUGUGUCAGCGGACUAGCCGCCCUUUCAUCCCGUCGGCGAAUCGUCGGCACAUCACGGUCUCGUACGCACGGGCGAAUGCGGUUCCCGCGGUACAGCGUAGGCAAUAUUAUGAUAAGUAAAAUCAUAAGAGUAAACGAUAUCAGUACAUCGAUGUGCCGGCGGUUAUCGCAAUAAUAUUGUUAUUCAAUUAUCGCGAACACAGUAGGUACGAAGUGAAAAUCGUUUAUCGUUUUCGGUUUUGUUUUUGCGGUGCUCGCGAGCCAUGAAGACCGACGAAGAAAACGUUAGUUGGACCAGUGAAAUGUCUAAUCCACCGAUUGGGACAGAAUUUUCACCAUCGUUAAUUACUACAAAGGUCGUGAGUUCUACUCCCCCAAAUGAAUUCACACCAAAUAAGGAUGAAAUUUUACCAAGGCCAAAUUCUGUACUGUUCGAGAUGCCAACAGUAAAGCAUUUGUCCACACUGAACACUUCCGUAAAAAAAUUACCUCAUCAGAUGAAAAGGGAAUCGACAAUUGAAGAGUUACAUAAUACCUGGAGAAAAAUGGGAGCGCAAGCUCUUGCUACGACUCUGUCUGCUCUCUACGGCAAACUGUUGGUCGUCAUGGGCAUAGCUUUUCCGAUGUCUGAAGUGAUAUCUACACACAUUCCUCAUUCGUUUUAUGAGGGUUAUUACUUAUACCUUUAUUUCGGAAGUAUGGCGUUUCUUUUUUACAUGUACGCAAUGCUGCUCAAGGGCAAGCCCACCAUGACACCGGUCAACAAUAACUUUAAUAAUUCGGUCAGCGAUUCCUUAUCCGGAAGAGGUUCGAACAGCGAUGGCGACUCGGAGUAUUACGAAGACAACGACGACGACGACGACUUCACGAAUGCCGCUGGCGUCGAAAUGGACCAUUGGACGUCGUACAACCCGAGAACUCGGAGACAAUCGUCUCACCUCGUGUUGCCAUCUACUUUUCAGCAUUACGGGAGUUUCUACCUGAGAAUGGGCGCUGUUGCUUUCGGCAUAGGCAGUAUGAUUUAUUCUGGUCUGGAGUUCGGCCAGUACUUCGAACUUGAACCGGCGACGAAGUGCCAUAAUGUGCUUCUAGUACUCACGCCGGCCACAAGAAUGGCAUUCAUAUUUAUACAGAUGUAUUUUAUCUUUUUGAAUGACGAGCAACAAAUGAGAGUGACGCGUCACCGAGUAUUGGCAAAGUUUGGACUUAUGCAUAUGAUCGGCACUAAUCUUUCAGUAUGGCUUAACGUACUCGUACAAGAAACUAAACACGAAAUACUAACUUUUUACAAUCCGGCGGACAAUUCUAUCGGUGUCGAUAAACAACCAAAUCAUUUUUCACUGUUCAAAAAGUGGACGACCACCACGACGCAGUCACCGGCGUCGGUCAUGUCGUCGGUAGCCGAACGGUUGCGGCGCAGCAUCAACGGGGGCCCGCACCACAUCUACGAGUGCCGCCGGACGAACAUCAUCGGGUCGCUGGUGCAAAACGCCAGCCCGUUCCUGUUCCCGUGCACGAUCGAGUACAGUCUGAUAUGUGCAGCCAUACUGUACGUGAUGUGGAAGAACAUCAGCCGGGUGCACGCGGACGUGUACCGGCAACGGAAGGCGGAACGGUGCGAGAACCUGGCGCAGAUCACGCACUACCGGAAGUCGCCGCACUACUACUCGGUGGAUUGCGCGCAGGCGCACAAGGGCCUGUUCGUCGGCAUCCUGUUCCUGGUGCUCACCAUCAUCUCGCUGAUACUGUUCUUCGUGCUCAUUUCCCGCCCGGAGCUCAUCACGUUCGCCGUCAUGGAGGUGAACGUCUGCGAACUAUCGCUGUACGGCAUGACCACGCUCGCCACCAUUGUCGGCAUGAUGCAGGUCAGGCAGCUGAAGUUUGACGGGCUGCGGAACCUCGAGCUGGACAACAUACUGCUGGUGGGCGCCCAGACGGGCACGUUCAUAUACAGUACGUUCACGAUAAUCAGCGGUCACUUCACCGAGGAGAACAACACGAUACUGGUGCUGAUCACCGCGUCCGCGUCACUGGUGCAGACGUUCUGUCAGACGGUGUUCAUACUGGACGCGUCCCGGCGGUCGUGCGUUACGCCCGACCAGAUACGCAAGAAGCCUGGCAGGGAGAUCGUCACGUUCCUGUUGGUCAGCAACUUGGCCAUGUGGGCCAUCAACACGCUGGAAAAGUCCCGGGCCGACUCGCAUCCCAUACAGCUUCACUUCUACGGCCUGUGGGCGUGGACCAUCAUCACGCACGUGUCCAUGCCGCUGGCCAUAUUCUACAGGUUUCACUCGACCGUGUGUCUGUGCGAAAUCUGGAAACGGUCGUACAAGAUCAAACCGUCAUACAUGUGAGGGCGGCGUGGCCCGCUCCACGACCUCUUCCGAAACCGUACCACAAAAUCGUUUAAUGUAUAGUAUGAUGUCGAUAAUGUUUAUUAUUAUUGCAAGUUUGGCGGGGUCGCGUCGGCGACUGGGCCUGCUUAUAGUCACCGGUUCGAUUCUCCGGCUCUUCAAAAAUUCAGUGUCUAUUGUAAAGUAUAUUAACCACUUUCGGUAUAAUUUAUUCGCGGAUCGGAUGUGUGUUAAUUCCGCCCAAUAUGAGUAGGUAAAAGAAGAUCCACUGUAAAUUCCACCUUCAAACGUUUGUAGAUAUAAUUUAAGCGUGUGUGAAUUAGGUAGGAAGUUUGGAAUUCGAAAUUUUACAUGGUAAUAAGCUGAAUUGGUUCCCGUUUAAAAUUUAAAUGUAGUCCUAUGUUGUCAUCCGAAAAAAUAGUUUCAGAAGUUGUCCGAUAUAUGGAUCGUUUUCUUUUAAUUUUACAGAGAGACCAAUCUGUUGGAUUUUUCUAUAUCUUGACUGACAUAAAUAGAAUCUACAAUCUCAUAUGAUUUCAACACACCAGAAAUUAACGAGAAUAAUUUUGAUUUAUUGUAUUUCUAUAAUACUCAUAAGUCAUAAUAUAAUCUGAUUAUCUGCGUUAUAUGUGUUAAAGUUUUUUACGCGCAUCAAAACUUACCUUAUUCACUGAAUUUAUACCUUACUACUGAAGAAUUUAUCAGGAAUAAUAAUCGUUAAGUUUUCAAUAUUCCACACCUGUACUUAGGUAGCACGUUGGUACACAUAAGUAUAAGAUAUAAGAUACAAUUAUGGCUGAAUUAAAUAAAUCUUCAAUUAAUGUGGGAAAAAAUUAUUAUUGUUGGAAUAUUGUAGAUUUGUAUUUAUAGUUAAAACAUUUAUACAUUUAAAAUUAUUAUCAUUAAUAUUUUUUUUACCUGUUAGUUUUGGAUGGAAUUUACAAUCGCCUAUUUAUAGAUGACUGACAAAACGGUUUUUUAACUUUUUAACACAUCAAAACUAUUAUAGGGUUAUGACGAGGAUUCAAUUCUAAAAUUUUGAUUAUUUUUGGUACGGUUCUAGGUCUUUCAUCAUCGUGUUUUUACGCGUCCACACUACCACCGCCAUAUAGAUAUUAAUAUAUUAUUAUUGUAUUUUUAUUAUUAAUAUUAUAUAUUUGUUUUAUUAAAAUGAUUGAAUGACUUACGCGUUAAUAUAUUAUAUUGUAAUGGAUGGUUCGAAUAAUUAUAUAUGAACCUAACCAAGUA
Molecule: messenger RNA, 3618 nt
Organism: Rhopalosiphum padi (bird cherry-oat aphid)
Lineage: Eukaryota; Metazoa; Arthropoda; Insecta; Hemiptera; Aphididae
Product: proton channel OtopLc-like
Exons: 11
Coding region: 280-2370 (696 amino acids)
Biological process (GO): proton transmembrane transport
Cellular component (GO): membrane
Molecular function (GO): proton channel activity
Source: RefSeq, a predicted model, not a curated record